Messenger RNA from Penicillium vulpinum, 1236 nucleotides. Its product is annotated as Gfo/Idh/MocA family protein. NCBI's taxonomy places the organism in Eukaryota, Fungi, Ascomycota, Eurotiomycetes, Eurotiales, Aspergillaceae. The transcript has a single exon. Gene Ontology annotation, cellular component: cytoplasm. Gene Ontology annotation, biological process: NADPH regeneration. The record is from RefSeq and is a predicted model, not a curated record. Gene Ontology annotation, molecular function: nucleotide binding; oxidoreductase activity. The coding region runs from base 1 to 1236 and encodes 411 amino acids.
AUGCCCACCCCUGUCCUCCGCCUAGGGAUCCUAGGUGCCACGGACGCCGUGCAAGCCACCUACCUCCCGGUCCUCCGUUCCCUCAAAACACACUACACCCUCACAUCCAUCUACGACACCAACGCUGAAAUCGCAAAAAAAUGCCAAGUCAGCUUCAACAUAACACAAAGCACAACCGUCGUCGAAGAUGUCCUGCUCCAUAAAGAAGUGGACGUCAUCCUCAACCUCCUCCCAAUGGAGUACCACGAGCAAUACACCGUGGCAGCCCUCGAAGCCGGCAAAGAUGUAAUGGUUGAAGUCCCCCUCACAAUGAGCAUCUCAAGUUUGCGCCGCAUCCGCGAGGCAAUCAGAAAAGGCAAAGCCUCCCGCUCUCUCGGCGGUAUCAACGAAACAGACGGCCCAAAGGUAUUCGUCGGAUGUGCGCGGCGCUACGCGCCUUGUUUCACAGAGGUCUUCAAGAAAGAGCUCGCCACCCUAGGCCGCGUGUACUACGCGCGCUGCCGACACAUCGCCGGCCCAAUGAACAACAUUGUUUCAAAGGAUACCAUGCCGCAAUUGAAAAACAGCAAUAACCCAGAGCAGUUCCGCGCGCUGCUGGAAGAGGUCUUUGGGUCUCGAGACGACCUCACUCCGGACAGAAUCGCUUUCUGUCGCUACCUCGGUAUGCUGGGUUGUCAUGAUCUGUCGAUGAUGCGUGAGUCGUUGGGGUUCCCGGAUGCUGUUUCUAACGUCGCUAUCACGGAUCCGUUCUACUCUGCCAUUUUCCACUAUACGAAUUCCUCUGAGAACGGCGGUAAUCCGUUCACGGUUUUGUAUGAAGCUGGUGUUGAUGCUCUACCUCGCUGCGAUGCUCAUUUGACCGUCUACGGCGCGCACAAAACUCUCAGCGUCGAGUAUGACUUCCCGCGUCCUGGUGAGAAGAUCAGUACUGGUACCUAUGUGCGGGUUGUUGUUGAGGAAGCGGAUGAGUCGACGGCGACGGAGCAUGUCAAUGGAAACCGCACCCACGAGACUAAGAAUGCUGUUCCUCGUUCUCGUGUGAAGCGGACGGAGACUUUUAGUGCCUGUGACGAGGCGUAUGAGCGUGAAUUCAUGGCUCUGCAUUCUUAUCUAGUUGGUGAGGGGUCCGCGGCAAAGACGACUGCUGAGGACGCUGUCAUGGAUCUGCGGUUGCUACUUAUGAUCUUUGAUCACUACAACCGCCAGUGUGGUACUAUUCGGACCCCGUUGGGUUGA